Messenger RNA from Symbiodinium sp. CCMP2456, 1065 nucleotides. NCBI's taxonomy places the organism in Eukaryota, Dinophyceae, Suessiales, Symbiodiniaceae. The record is from the annotation of a GenBank genome assembly.
AUGGCGUCGACGACUCGCAGGAAGCACGUGGUGCUGUUCCUGGCAUUCGCUGCCAGCGUCGCUGUGAUGCUGGCUCCACCGCUGGCUGCCGUCACUGCGGGUUCGGCCCCUGCAGCAGGCCCGAGCGGCGCUUCCGUGAACAUGGGAGCUCUGACGCUUUGCGCGGUCAUGGGCGCCUACUACGUGCUCUGUUGGCAUGAUGCAAAGGUGGCGGGCGCCCGUGAGGCUAAAGAAGCCGAGGACACGGCAAGCGAAGCAAAGAAGAAGCCUCGCAUCGGUGCGCUGGACAGCCUCAGGUUCAUUCUGAUUGCUUACAUCGCCUCCGGCCACUUCAUCCACACGGCAACGCGGAAUCCCUUCCUGCUGAGGCUCAUCUCGCAGAUCAACGUGGUUGUCGGCGCCUUCUUCGUGAUCUCCGGCUACGUGGCCGCCUAUACUACGACGGAGCUGGGGCAGCGAAAGGGCUCCAAGCGCUUGGACAAUGCGGUUGAGUUCGUGAUCACCCGCAUCAUGGGCCACUGGCCCUUGCACAUCGUCGUGCUGCUGCUCUUCUCCCCUGUGUUCUUGUUCGUGGACAUCUCCUAUAGCGGCGUAGCAACGGCAGCCUGGAAUGGAUUCAUUUCCAUCUUCAUGCUCCAGGCCUGGUUCCCCACCUCGGCUGAGGUUUGGAACGCUCCCACUUGGUUCCUCUCGGCUCUCUCGUUUUCCCUAUGCGCUCUCCCCUACGGCCUUCGCAUCCUCGCCGGGCAGAAGAAGGAGGAGUUGAGGAGAACGCUUGUCAUCCUCACGCUGCUGAGCUUGGUGCCGAAGGUGGCCUACAGCAACGACCUCCAUGCCUGGGGCAUCAUGGAGGGCAUGCUGAAUGCCAAGACCCACCCGAACUAUGCGCUCUUCAACAGCAUCCGCUUCAGCCCGCUGGGCGCCCUGCUCGAGGUACCGUUUUUUGCGGUGACCGGGCAAAUGUCUUUCAACAAGAAGGCACGUGCGAGGGGCAUGAGGCUUGUCGUUGAGGUUAAAGAGAUUUUGAGGUUGACGGCUUUGGAGUGUGGUUACAUAUUGAAAUAA